This is a messenger RNA of Hydra vulgaris (swiftwater hydra), 2517 nucleotides long. RefSeq names its product zinc finger MYM-type protein 1-like. The record is from RefSeq and is a predicted model, not a curated record. Gene Ontology annotation, molecular function: protein dimerization activity. Lineage: Eukaryota; Metazoa; Cnidaria; Hydrozoa; Anthoathecata; Hydridae.
AUGGCAUAUCAUCACAAGUCUGGGUAUCAAAAAGCUAAAGACCGUGAAGAUAAAAAGAAACGUGAAGAAGCAAUCAUUUCAAAAACUGUUAAAAUAACUGAGCUUUUUCCUACGAUUAGUGUCAAUGUCAAUAGAGAAGACCCACCAUCGAAUUCACCUUUACCAUGUGUUGGUCAGUGUGGUUUGCCUGGUCAAUUUGGUCAUGAAUUUGAACGUGAUAACAGUGUUGCAGCUGUAUGCACUCAAUCUAUCUCUCACUCUGAAUCUGAUGAUAUGGUAGACGCGGAGACACUUUCUCAGAAACCAGAAGCACAAGCUGGUUCCAAAGGUUCCAAAGAUGACAAUUCCUUUUCCACUGACAUUGGGCAAUGGUCUGAAGUGGAAAUCAAUGAUACAUUCUGUAACUUUUGGGUAACUCGUGGCAGUGAAUGUUGUCAACAUUCAAAUGCUGACUUCACUAGUUCAAUGCAAAUUGAUGGAAAACAGAUGCGCUACUGCUCACAGAAUCUCUUUUAUCGUGUUCAUUCUCGCAAUGGUGAGAAAGUCCCAAGGUCAUGGUUGUGUUAUUCACCAGCAACAUCUCGCAUUUACUGCUUUGUAUGUAAAUUAUUUUCUGCUGAUGAUAAUUCAUUCUUAAGGAAUGGUUUUUGUGAUUGGAAAAAUGCAGCUUCACGAAUACAGUCACAUGAAAACAGCAUUGCACAUAGAAAUGCAACAAGCACAUUCAGCCAAAGAGUACAAGUCAGAGGAUGUGUAGAUUCAGCUAUAGUUGAGCAAUACAGACAGGAAUGUGCAUAUGCAAAAUCUGUGCUAGAAAGAGUUGUCUCAGUUAUCAAAUUCCUUGCUGAAAGAGGGCUCGCAUUUAGAGGACAUACUGAAAUAUUGGGGUCAAGUUCUAAUGGCAAUUUUUUGGGAAUUUUGGAGUUGAUUGCUCAGUUUGAUCCAUUCCUCUCCAGUUAUAUUGACAACCAUGGUGGUAAAGGGAAAGACUCUGUUUCAUACCUGUCAUCAACAAUUUGUGAUGAGUUAAUUGAUGUCAUGGGAAAGCAAGUUAUGAAAACAAUAUUGUCUGAAAUACGUGGAGCAAAAUUUUAUUCAAUUUCUGUUGACUCUACUCCAGACAUAUCUCAUGUUGAUAGGCUCAUGAAAGGACAUGGGGCAGAAGAUUUGUUUAACAGUUUAUACAGCUUUCUGGAAGAAGCAAAGUUGGAUAUAAAAUAUUGCCGAGGUCAGUCCUACGAUAAUGCUAGCAAUGUGGCAGGAAAAUAUUCAGGGUUACAGGCACGCAUUCGAGAGAAGAACCCAUUGGCUGAAUAUGUGCCAUGUUUUGCACACUCCCUUAAUUUAGUCGGUGCAUCAGCUGUAAACUGCGUGACAACAGUGAGUGGAUUUUUUGAUUUUGUACAAAACUUGUAUGUCUUUUUAAAUGCAUCAACCCAACGGUGGGAGCUUCUAACCAAAGGAUUGGAUAGUAACCAGUUAGUUCUAAAACGCCUUUCUGAUACUCGAUGGUCAGCACAUUCUGCAGCAACUAAAGCAUUGAGCAAAGGCUUUAAAUAUGUUAAGACAGUGUUAGAGAACAUUGCUGAGGACCCCGAGGAGAAGGUUGAAGCUCGCACUACAGCUGCAGGAAUUGCAAAGAAGAUGGAUCAGUUAGAAUAUGGAAUUUUAUUAGAACUCUGGACACCCAUAUUAGAUCGCUUUCAUAAGACCAGUUUAAAACUGCAAAGUCCACAACUUGAUCUAAAUGAGGCUGUUCAACUGUUAACUUCACUAAAAGAAUAUGUAAAUUCACUUCGAGCACAGUUUUAUUUCUUUGAGAAGAAAGGAAAGGAAAUAACAGGGUCAACUUCUUAUAAAGAAGAGAAUCAGAGGAAACGAGAGCGAAGUGUUCAAUUAACCCGUCAUGAUGGAUCAGCUGAUGAAACAGUGUUUUCGGCACAGCAGAAAUUUCGAGUCAUGGUUUUCUUGCCAGUACUUGAUCACUUGAAUUCAGCAUUAUGUAAACGAUCAGAGGCAUACAGUGGGGUAUGUGAUAAGUUUGGUUUUCUGAGAAAUAUUCGAUCACUGGAACAGUCUGAUUUGCGAAGAGCCAGUAGAAACUUGAUAGAUACUUAUGUAGAUGAUUUCGAAGAGUCAUUUGAAGAUGAAAUACUUCACUUCAAAGAAUAUUUGUUUGCUGAUACGUACUUGCAACAGAAUGAGAAAGAACUGAAAUGUAGCAUAGAGCUGUAUAUGUAUCGGGCUUUGAGAAACAGCAGUGCACUACAAGAUAUAUUUCCAAAUGUUGCCACAGCACUUCACAUAUACCUCAGUUUGAUGAUCACCAACUGCAGUGAUGAAAGAUCAUUCUCUGCAUUGAAACGGAUAAAAAACUAUCUGCGAAGUGCUUUGGGUGAUGACAAACUGAAUUCCCUUACUGUUAUGUGUACUGAAUCUGACAUCCUAAGAAGCUGUGACUUCAAUGAAAUUUUAUCAGACUUUGUUGAACGAAAAUGCAGAAAAAUGAAUUUUUGA